Molecule: messenger RNA, 741 nt
Organism: Prunus armeniaca (apricot)
Lineage: Eukaryota; Viridiplantae; Streptophyta; Magnoliopsida; Rosales; Rosaceae
Source: the annotation of a GenBank genome assembly
AUGGCUCAAAAUGCUACUACCGAUCCAUCUGAAGUGACGGCGUUGUUCUCAAUAUUCAAGCAAUGGGACAUGCAAGCCCUGCCUAUCAGUGGAGGAGAGCAAUGCAUUGGAUUUGCCAUCAAUGGAAGCGAGUUCGAAAAGCCAGAGAAUAAUCCAGCCACAUCACCAAACUGUAUUCGAGUUCAUGCUCUGAACAAACGAGGGGUGUUUCCAAAAGAAUUUGAGGCUUUAAGAUAUCUGGCCGUUUUGUAUGAAGUUGUUGGGUACCUUAACAGCAAGCAGGCGGCACUGUUCAAAAGAAUGAUUUGGGAAGCAAUGAACAAGGACUAUGAUAAGGGAAAGAGUAGAAAACGAGCUAGAAUGGCCAAGAAAGCUGUUCCUGCUAAAAAGCCAGAAAAGGCUGUCAAAGUUUCUACUGUGAUGGAUACUAAGAAUAGGCUGAGUUCAAAAAUCAACUAUGAAGCUUUGGAUAACUUAAAUGAAGAGCUUGUUCGCAUCUUCUAUAUGUCUUAUUUUAGAAUCAAUUUUGCUUUAUUCAUGCUUUGCAAAUCCCGUAUUAUGUUCUGUCAACAUCCAAGGGUUAUGCACCUGCAUUUGAGGAAGGCACAAAGUCUAAUUGUGGCAGUCUUGGUGAUAUGUAACUAUCCAAAUGAGAAGAACAGUCGUAAAGAGGCUGAAGCCAGACAAGGCCAAGAUGACGAUUCAUAUGUUGCAAAUGACAAAUAUAAUGGAUACAAUUAA